AGGGGCUUUGUUUCAGCAGUUUAGAAGCUUUGCAUCUCCUUCGGUAUUAUAUUAGUUCACAGCGUCGUAUGCGUGAAAUGCUAUUUGAACAAGGCCUUUGAACAAUUGUUCUUGUGAACAAUUGUAAGGUGUGCUAUUUAUCUACCUACUAGUUUGUCAGGUUUUUUAUUAUUAAUAAUCAGCCGAUGACAGAAUCCCUGCUGCAGUACUCUCCUCGCUCAACUCCAGCAAGCACGAGAACCUAAUAAAAGUCGUUCAACAUGUAUUUUCUCCGCUUGUUCUGUUUGACUGUGGCCGUGAUGAACGCUUUCGGUGAGAUGAGCGUGGAGGACAAGAAGCAGAUUGUCGUGAUGUCUCUUCCGGGUGAAGAAUACACACAGUAUAAGCUUGAUUUCCAAGACAUCGCAGAAUUCAUCAAAGAGAUGGAUCAGAAAACCAAAGGACUUGACCACUUUAUCAUCAUUCAUGACCGAUCAGGUAGAAAGUUCUUUGAAGGCUAUAACUUUACGAACGCGCAUCUUAUCGAAAUGGAGAAACCUGGACUGGAUCUCUGGAUGCGGGAUUUCCUGACUGCCAUGCCGAAGCAGCAGGUCAAUUUCACGUACAAACCCCAAUAUAUCAGCCACGAGCAGGCGCUGAAGGACAAGGCAGGGUUCAACAGGCUGGCGAAGUCAGCUAAUUUCCCUGAGCUACGGCAAAGCAAGAUCGUUUUGGAGGGCGGGAAUAUCGUGGAAAACGGAAAAAACAUUGCAAUCACCACGGCUAGAAUCUACUCCGACAAUCCAGGAAUGACCAAACAAGACGUCAUAGCAACACUUAGUCGCGAGAUAAACCGGACAGUGGUGGUCCUUCCGGACCCUCUGGACACAACCGGACACUCGGACGGCGUGGUAUCAUUCGUGGAGGAAGACACCCUUCUCAUCGCUCUAUUUAACGAUGCAGACGGACCGGGAUUUUACGAUGCAAUGGAAAAAGAGGUCGUCAAUUUGUUUCCGUCACUAAAGAUCGUUCCCCUGCCAUGUUACGCAAAGAAAGGCAAGACCCAAGGAUUCGUAUCAUCUGAGGGAGCGUACGCCAACUCGCUAGUGACAAACAACGCCGUCUACCUACCCUUCUUUAACAACCAAACGAGCAACGAGAAAGCGCUUGCAGUAUUCAGAAACAGCACCACGAAGACCGUUGUCCCGGUAACCAAGACUCAGUACAUUCCUGUCCUUGGCGGAAGCCUUCGGUGUAUGACAUGGCAGAUCGACCAGCAUACGGAAGUCGGGAAACGCUUGCUGGCCUACGCGAAAACCUCGCCGAAGCCUUCAAACGACGGAGUAUCGAUCGGUAGUAGUACAGGCAUCGCUGUGUUUUUGGGUCUGGUCACCAUGCUAUUGUGGGGGUAGUCCUUUACCUGUCUCAUUACCACCAGCAUGUAUUACAUAACAAGUUGACUUGUCGUGGACAUUAAUCAAUUGAUUUACUUUGGAUGAUUUAAUACGUUGGGUAAUUUUAGUAACCAGCCUCUUCACCUGGGAUUUUUAUUUUUUGCUUUUAAAAGGGACACUUGCAAGACAUCAAAAUAACCAUCUUUUCAACAUUGUGGUUUGAACAUGUAACAGCGUUCAUUACACAAUUGUAAGCUUAGGGGGGGGGGGGGGCAUUCAUUAUACAGGAGGCAUUCUUUAGAUAGGGGGCUUUUAUUAGAUCAUUUACGGUAGUGUAAACGAACUAAACUAGAUCCUCUGCAUAUACUUCAUUUCACAGAAAACGGGUACCUUUUUAUCAAUUGCACUCAGAUAAAGUUAACACAUUGCUUUGACAACCAGGUGAUUGAUAUUAUUUUUUUCAUACUGUAAUUUUUGCUUGCUUUUUCCCCCUCAGGAUUUUUACUUAUCUAAAGUAAAAAUCUAAGUCUAAAAAAAUCAAUCGUCAAAGAAACACAGUGUUACAAAGCAACAUAAAAUUUUCCUCAAAUUUGGUAAUUGAAUGACAUUCCUGUAGGCAGAAGAUAAAGUGUUUUGAGUACAGCAAGUAGUAUUCUAAAAUUUAAUUGUUAAAAAGAUACUGUACAAGAUAUCUCAACUCGAUGCCCUUAUUUAUGCAACUACCCCCCCCCUGCGAAUUGUUUCUGCUUUUUUACAUUUUAGACAACCUAAUGAAAUUGAAAUAAUAAAUUUUAAAAAUCUG
Messenger RNA from Nematostella vectensis (starlet sea anemone), 2175 nucleotides. RefSeq lists its product as uncharacterized. Gene Ontology annotation, molecular function: agmatine deiminase activity; protein-arginine deiminase activity. The transcript is spliced from 3 exons. The record is from RefSeq and is a predicted model, not a curated record. The coding region runs from base 261 to 1391 and encodes 376 amino acids. Gene Ontology annotation, biological process: putrescine biosynthetic process. NCBI's taxonomy places the organism in Eukaryota, Metazoa, Cnidaria, Anthozoa, Actiniaria, Edwardsiidae.